This is a messenger RNA of Hydractinia symbiolongicarpus, 2019 nucleotides long. RefSeq lists its product as uncharacterized. NCBI's taxonomy places the organism in Eukaryota, Metazoa, Cnidaria, Hydrozoa, Anthoathecata, Hydractiniidae. The coding region runs from base 919 to 1437 and encodes 172 amino acids. The record is from RefSeq and is a predicted model, not a curated record. The transcript is spliced from 7 exons.
UUUGACACUUUGUUUUAAUAUAAUAGUUUUAAAAUUACGCCAUGUCUUCGUCAAUAGUUGAUUUAAAUCUCAAGUGUGAUUUAGCUUUGAUACAUCUCUCAUGAAGCAAAUUGUGAAAUGUCAUUUUCAAACGAAUACGCACUGUAACAUUCAUUUGAAUAGAAACCAUACAUCUAGUAUACCAUACAUUUAGCUAUAUUAUGAAGGCAUACAGCUAGUUAUAUACACUCUUUGUUAAGAAUUACUUACUAGCUGGAAGUCUCGUGGUAAAAAUUCACCGAUGGAAACUGCAGUAACCAAUAUCCAUUAAAAAGGUUGUCUUACAAACAACAAUCAGUUUCCAGUACUUUGAUAUCGGAAAUGGAAGAAAAUCAAACGCUAUUUUGUCACAAGGAAUCUUAAACAAGAUAACUAACACACUCAUAACAAAAAUUAAAAUUGAAGAAAACUAACCAAAAACCCAACCCAAUCCUGCGUUCUUUCUUUCCUUUCCAUUCCGAUAUGCUUGUAAAAAAACCUUACUUACUCAUAGUGCUGGCGUACAAAAUACAGCUAAUAUGUAUCCUCUUAUUAUGGAAUAAUAUUCCAUGGCUUUUUUCAAUUUUUUAGCGAUAAGAGGUGAGGCCUUCGCUUUUUUUGUCCUACGGAUUUCUUUAAGACUACAUACCCGCAUACGUAAAGAAAUUCUGAGAUCUCACAAUAAGCCCUAAGCAUGAAUAACUCUUGUAAUAAAGUUCUCCAAACUUCACCUUUCAGGGUUAUAAAUCAAUGAUUGAUUGUUAGCAAAUGACAUCAAUAAAUCGAAUCCUGUUAUUUUGACAUUGAGAAAAGUUACUAAUAUAAAAGAAGAAAAGAAAUAUAGAAAAGUCAAUCUUGAAAAGUUAACUGUAGUAUUUACAGAAAGUAGAAACUGCAAAGAUGAUGUGUCUCUUAUUUUAUGUAACUUGUUUACAAUUCGUUGUGGUGCAUACUGCUACGCUUCCACAUAAAAACCUUGAUGACGGUGUUACAAAAGGCUGCAGAGGUGCUGAUAACAAUCCUAAUGGAUACCCUGGUCAAAUCCCCACAAACACAAUAACAGGUUCCUGUAGAAAAUCUGAUCAAUAUGGCGGAUAUUAUUUUUUGAUCACAUGGGGUCAACCAAUUGAUGCAAAAACUAAACCAGCCAGCGGUUAUCAAGUAACAUUUGAUUAUGGUUCGUUCUCCUUUAUCUGUUUCCAAGUGAAAAACGACACAAAUCAGUUUAUUUUUACAAAGAAGAGAGGUUUCGUGGAAGGUCAAAUUUAUGAUUUAGCGAUUAUUCCUCGUCCCACACCAUACGCGCUUUCAACAAAGAUGGUCCGUAUCGGCAAAUGUCCAAGAUCGUCCAGCCUCGUUCCCAGCGCAUUUGGCCUUGUUGAUGAAGUUGAUAGCGGCGAAAAGUUGGCCACUCCGUAAUAACGGUUUAGGGACCACAAAACCCUGGCGACAUGGUUGAGGAUCGUCGACAUUUAGAAGUUGAUGGUGGCCGCCCACUCGCCACUUUCGCUAAACAAUGUUUUUGUUAAAACCUGUCCCAAUCAGAGUUUUCAAAAUGUUUCUAAAACGUCUGGGAAUCGGAAGUUUUGAAGGCUUUCGAAAGCCACUUUUUCAUAAUAAUCGAAUUUCGCAACCUCAUCAUCCCCAGGCUUGAUAGUCUUUAUUUGGACGGAAUUCGAACAAGGUCCUGGUCGGUCACGUGACAAAUUUGAUUGGAUGUAUGAUCAUGCAUAAUUUAAACGAUUGAUUUUCCUGCAAGUGAUAUCCCGCCAGUUAUCGAAUAAGAAGUGAGAUUGUAAAAAGACUGGAGAAAAGUUUGCGAAUUUUAGUCUAGUUUCAGUGCCGUUUUUUUAGGAGGGAAGAAAAAGGGGGUUUGAUUUUAAUUUUAAUGUCUCCGCGAGAAUAAAACACGCCGAGGGGGGUUUAAAGAUUAGCAACUCUUAGAUUUGUGGAAACGCAUUGAAAUUCAAUACAAUCUGUGAAACGCACACGUUUUAGGGA